Messenger RNA from Malurus melanocephalus (red-backed fairy wren), 3173 nucleotides. RefSeq names its product transmembrane protein 132E (gene TMEM132E). The transcript is spliced from 9 exons. The record is from RefSeq and is a predicted model, not a curated record. NCBI's taxonomy places the organism in Eukaryota, Metazoa, Chordata, Aves, Passeriformes, Maluridae. The coding region runs from base 1 to 3171 and encodes 1056 amino acids.
AUGGGCAACCGGGACACGGCCCUGGGCAACCAGGAUAUGGCCCUGGGCAACCAGGACAUGGCCCUGGGCAACCAGGAUAUGGCCCUGGGCAACCAGGAUAUGGCCCUGGGCAACCGGGACAUGGCCCUGGGCAACCGGGACAUGGCCCUGGGCAACCGGGAUAUGGCUAUUGCCCACGCCAAGGGGCCACCCCCCAGCCCCGAGCCCGCCGAGCCCCCCGGGGCCAUCCUGCUGCCCGUCAGCUACCGCCUGUCCAACACCCGCCUGGCCUUCUUCCUCAAGGAGCUGGGAGCCGGCCCCUCGGGCAACGGCAGCGCCCCUCUGCAGCGCUCCGAGCCCUUCGUCGUCUUCCAGACCAAGGAGCUGCCCGUCCUCAACGUCACCCUGGGGCCCUUCAGCACGGGGCUGGUGCUGCCCAAGGAGCACCUGCAGCCCUCCAGCACCCUGGAGGUGCCCGACCGCCUCACCGUCAACUGGAAGGUGCGCGCCUUCAUCGUCCAGCCCCGGCUGGUGGCCAGCCAGCCCGUGGUCCAAGUGCUCUUCUACGUGGCCGGCCGCGACUGGGACGACUUCGACGUGACGGACCGGCUGCCCUGCGUGCGGCUCCACGCCUUCCGCGAUGCCCGUGAGCUGAAGAGUUCGUGCCGCCUGCGGGGCAGCCUGGCCAUGUGCCUGGUGCAGGCUGAGCUGCCCCACGCCUGGUUCGGCCCCUCGGCUGCACCGCCGGGCAGGAGGAAGAGCCCCGAGAGCCUGGAGGAGGUGCCGGGGGAGAGCCAGCAGGCCGAGCUCUACUACACCCUGCACGCCCCGGACGGUGCCGGGCAGUGCCUCGGGGACUCGGCCGCUCGCCGUGGGGCCGGUGGGGCGCGGGCUGAGGGUCCCACGCAGCACCCGCUGCUGCGCAUCGGCAGCGUCAGCCUCCUGCGGCCCCCGGCCGGGCCGGCCCUGCAGGAACACCACCUGGAUGGGAAUGUCUUCAUCCGCCUGCCGGACAAGCCGCUGAAGCCGGGGGAGGUGCUGAGCAUCCUCCUCUACCUCAUGUCCAACUCCACCGUGGAGCACUUCACCCUCAGGGUGAAGGCCAAGAAAGGGGUGAACCUGCUGAGCACCAAAUCCCGGAGCGGGCAGUGGCUGGUGAGCUCGGAGCUGCUGACGGGCGGCAAACACUCCACGGCCACUGUUGACGUGUCCAGGGUGGACGGGGCUGGACCCAGGGAUGGGGACUCCUCCUCGGAGAUCAUGCAGCUGGAUUUCGAGAUGGAGAACUUCACCAGCCAGUCGGUGACGCGCCGCAUCAUGUGGCACAUYGACUACCGGGGCCGCAACCCCCCGCCCGACCUGGAGAAGGUGGUCACGGAGCUGACRGUCAUCCAGAGGGACAUCAGGGCCAUCGUGCCCCUGGCCAUGGGGCUGCGAAGCGAGCAGCUCCUGGGAGAAGGAGGUGCCGGGGUUUUAUUGGCCCAGGUUUCCAGCAGCUGCGACUACGUCUUYGUCAGCGGGAAGGAGUCGCAGGGCUCCAUGAGUGCCCGGGUCACCUUCACCUAUGAGCACCUGUCAGCCCCGCUGGAGAUGACGGUGUGGGUGCCCAAACUGCCCCUGCACAUCGAGCUCUCGGACGCCCGGCUGAGCCAAGUCAAGGGCUGGAGGGUGCCCAUCCUGCCGGACAGGAGGUCGGUGCGGGACAGCGAGCACGAGGAGGAUGAGGAUGAGCGGAAGCAGAGCCGGGGCUGUGCCCUGCAGUACCAGCACUCCACCCUGCAGGUCUUCACCCAGUUCCACACCACGGCGGCCGAGGGCACUGGCCAGGUGGUCACCAUGCUGGGGCCCGACUGGCUGGUGGAGGUCACCGACCUGGUCAGCGACUUCAUGCGUGUGGAUGACCCGCGGGUGGCCCACAUGGUGGACAGUUCCACGCUGGCUGGGCGGGAGCCGGGCACCACCCUCUUCAAGGUGGUGUCCCCGCUGGUGGAGGCGGUGCUGGGUGAGACRCUGGUGACGGUGGCAGAGGAGAAGGUCAGCAUCACGGACCUGAAGGCCCAGGUGGUCUCCAGCCUCUCGCUGUCCCUCCACCCCAGCCCUGGUAACAGCCACACCAUCAUCGCCCGCACGUCYGUGCAGCAAACCCUCAGCUUCUUCAAGCAGGAAGCGCUGCUGAGCCUGUGGAUUUCCUACAGCGACGGCACCACRGCGCCCCUGUCCCUCUACGACCCCAAGGACUACAACCUGGUGGUCAGCAGCCUGGACGAGAAGGUGGUGACGGUGACGCAGGACCGCGCGUUCCCCUUGGUGGUGGCGGAGAGCGAGGGCGCGGGGGAGCUGCUGCGGGCCGAGCUGGUCAUCUGCGAGAGCUGCCAGAAGACCAARCGCAAGAGCGUCCUCUUCACGGCCUUGGCCACCGUGCGCGUCCACUUCGGCUCCGAGGAGGACCCCACCUACGACUACGACCACGUGCCCAGCAGGCCGGGGCUGGGCGAGGCGGGGGCRAGCACCACCCUGCGGGCAGAGGUGGACAGGAAAGCGGACCCGAGCGAGGACGGCCGCGCACCCGGCGCGUCCCACCCCACCGAGGACUUCCCCACCAUCCCCACCGGCUUCGUGCAGGUGACGCGGGGGCUGACGGACCUGGAGAUCGGGAUGUACGCCCUGCUGGGCGUCUUCUGCCUGGCCAUCUUGGUCUUCCUCAUCAACUGCAUCGUCUUCGUGCUGAAAUACCGGCACAAGCGCAUCCCGCCGGAAGGCCAGACCAACAUGGACCAUUCGCACCACUGGGUCUUCCUGGGCAACGGGCAGCCCUUGCGGGCUCACAAUGACCUCUCCCCGCAGCCYGAGAGCCCGGGGAACCCGCUGGAGAAUGUGCAGACCUGCUGCCACGGGGACCACCACAGCAGCGGCAGCUCGCAGACCAGCGUGCAGAGCCAGGUGCACGGGCGCGGGGACGGCUCCUCGGGCGGCUCCACGCGGGACCAGAGCGAGGACCCGCUCAACUCGCCCACCUCCAAACGGAAGCGGGUGAAGUUCACCACCUUCGCCACCAUGCCCUCGGACGAGCUGGCCUACAACUCCAUCCCCAUCGCCGACGAGGAGGACUUGGAGUGGGUGUGCCAGGACAUGGGGCUGCAGGACCCCGAGGAGCUSCACAACUACAUCCGCAGGAUCAAGGAGAUCGCUUAACG